GGAAUAUAAGACUGGGAUUCUCAUUCAUAUCUCCGACAAAAAGUGAUUUUUGCCUAUUUUACUGUAUAAUUUUUUUUUCAGGUCACAUUCUGUAUGUUAAAUCAUGAUUUUUUUUAUCUUUUUAUGAUUUGAAUGAACGAAGAUUUCAAUUCAAACCUAUUGCAUAGUUCAUUGGUUCUCUUAAAAACGGGUUUACCAAUAUCCUAGUUAUGGAAAUCUCUGUUUAAAUACAAGUCACAAAACUUGGCAGUCUUGCAAAAUACCCGUUAAUCAUGCAGAAUAUUUGAUCUUUUUGAAAACAUGAAAGACAGAAUUUCAACUUCAAACUGUGAACAUUCAAGGUGGGAACUUCCUCAUUCUGACGGAUCAAGCUCUCUGAAAACAUGGAUUUUUAUAUCAGGUUUUUGAAAAGUCUGAAAUAAGAGAACACUUGGUAUACCAGUUGAUUUCUGGUGAAGUGAAGUCACUGGGAGUCAAAAUCAGCACUUAGAAGGAUUGACUGUAGUUUGUAGCAACCACUGGACGUCUGUACAUUCCAAUGUUUGAAUUAUACACCAUUUCCAGUUGACAAUUACUGCUUGCCCAUACUAAUCAGACAAUGGGUAUUUACAGCUUGCUGGAUGACCAGACAUGGUCAUACAUUAUAUUUUUUGUGGCCGUCAUUGGACUUGUGUUGUAUGGAAUGUCAACCUUCUUCAUCAUCAUCUCACAAAUAGGAGGACGUUUCAUCUUGUACAAGAAGGAGGAUCCGAUGACAUUAACAGAUAAUGUACCAGGUGUUUCCAUUAUAAAACCAUUAAUGGGUAUAGACCCGCUUCUAGAAGUGAAUCUUGAAAGUCAUUUUACUCUCAAUUACCCUAAGCUUGAAAUUCUGUGUUGUGUACAAGAUGACCAGGAUCCAGCAAUAAAUGUUGUAAAUAAAAUGAAAGAAAGAUAUCCAAAAGUUGAUUGUAAACUCUUUAUAGGAGGAAAAGAUGAUAUUAUAAAUCCAAUGGUGAAUAACAUGGCACCAGCCUAUGACAAUGCUCAGUAUGAAUAUAUAUGGAUCAGUACAAGUAGAAUAAAAGCUAAUACACAGAUUCUCAUGGACAUGGUAUGUAAACUACAGAAACCAAAUGUUGCCCUGUGUCAUCAGAUGCCUUUUACAACAGAUCAUAAAGGAUUUGCUCAAUCAUUAGAAAAAACAUAUUUUGGCGGCGCAUUUGCCAGGUAUUACCUAGCGUUUAAUGUAUUGGGGCUGUGCUGUGCUACAGGAAUGUCGUACAUGGUUAAAAAAGUUUUACUGGAUGAGGUGCAUGGCCUCAACUGGUACGGCAAAUAUCUAGCGGAGGACUUCUUCCUAACAUAUGCACUACAUGAAAAAGGCUACAGACUGGUUCUGUCAGCAUAUCCAGCUCAACAAAAUCUUGCACAAACAGAGGUCAUGGGGUACAAAAAUAGAAUGGUCAGAUGGCUGAGAUUGCGGUUAAACAUGAUGCCGUUGGUUAGCGGCUUCCUCGAGCCACUGACGGAAUGUAUUCCGAUUGGAAUGUAUGCCGCAUGGUCACUGUACCAUUUUCUUGGCAUAAACCCAUAUAUAUUCUUCUCCGUCCAUAUAGUCGCGUGGCUUGUGUCUGACUAUUUACUUCUACGCAUGGUACAGGUAGGCCAUUCGAUGUUGAAUCUUCCAACACCGACUAAGAGCCAAGGAUGCUUAUUUUAUUAUAAACAUGGUAAUCCACCAUUUUCCAAACUGCAGUAUCUGUUUGCAUGGUGUCUUCGCGAGUUUCUGGCAGUGUGGGUCUUUUUUGAAGCCCUAAUCUCUCCAAGGACAAUAACAUGGGGCAAAAGAACUUACAAACUGUCCCUUGGGGGUCAUACAGAAAUUGUCAGUGACAAAGCCAGGGCAAAAGCUGAAUUGUAGCACACGGUUGCGUAUACCAUGUCGGUAACGCCAUAAAAUAUCAUCCAUGUCAGAUCAUGAAAUCAUCAUGUAAAUAGAUGUCAAAUGAGAUCAUGCACAGUGACCAUCAUGAACCGUGAUAUUCCAAGUAUUUUUUUAUUGCGUGAAUCAACAUAAUACAUGUAAGAUCAGAAGAUAUAAAAAGAGUUGCAAAUGUGACUAAAUUGCCCUUCCAUACUAUGUAUUUGUAGAUCAUGUACACAGAAAUUCAGUGGCAUGUUACAGCAGACAAGAUUUUUGUUGAUUAUGUUCGAAAUAACUGAUACUGAACCAAGUAUAAUUGUGUGAUAUACCAGGUUGAAUUACAUGUGAUUCAUUCGGAGUGUUCAUGAUCAUGGACCAAGUUGAGUAAUUGUGUACAAGAAGGUUCAUGAACAAAGUUAGGGAUAUAAAACAAAGUUAAGUUACAUUAGAUUCAUUUACAAGGUUGUUAAAGAAAGACAAGUUUUGAAUACCAAUACAAGUAUGCGUCUUAAGCUAUUGACAGACAUGAAUCGUGCAACAAAGUAUAGAGAUCAGUUUGGUCACCAACAAGACCAUGCAGGAGAUGAAAACAGAUGUAUAAUUGAGUCUGGUAUAAAGUAGAGGCGAUGGAACAGUGACAAGGGAAGCUGUUCUUGCAAGCUUGCAUGAAGUUAUUCAAAAUGGGUGGAAAUACAAACCAGUCUGAAGACUCUGGUAUCUGAUAGGUAGCCUCGGCACACAAUUUGAAAUUAACCAGUGGCAGGGCUGUAUUCUCAGACUGGUCUUAAAACUCAAGUUUUACACCUUUCUGGCCAGUUCUAAUAAAAGCAUACAGUCUGUUCAUUGGAUAUGAUAAAAUUAUUAUGUGGGAGAACAGGGAAUUUUUGUAAGUGAUAUAUGAGCCAUGCCAUGA
This is a messenger RNA of Mercenaria mercenaria, 2819 nucleotides long. RefSeq names its product ceramide glucosyltransferase-like. Gene Ontology annotation, molecular function: ceramide glucosyltransferase activity. Gene Ontology annotation, biological process: glucosylceramide biosynthetic process. Gene Ontology annotation, cellular component: membrane. NCBI's taxonomy places the organism in Eukaryota, Metazoa, Mollusca, Bivalvia, Venerida, Veneridae. The transcript is spliced from 11 exons. The record is from RefSeq and is a predicted model, not a curated record. Bases 599 to 1903 code for a protein of 434 amino acids.